Molecule: messenger RNA, 279 nt
Organism: Letharia lupina
Lineage: Eukaryota; Fungi; Ascomycota; Lecanoromycetes; Lecanorales; Parmeliaceae
Exons: 2
Coding region: 1-279 (92 amino acids)
Source: RefSeq, a predicted model, not a curated record
AUGCACAUCAAUUACUUCCGCACAUAUCUCAAGACGGCUUCUGGCAGAAUAAAGGACAUGGUGGAAAUCAGGCAAAAGUAUCAAGGCAAAGGGGCCUUCGAACAGGCCGAUCUCAAAGGCUACGUGGCCACGCAGUUAGACUUCUCGGACAUGGGGUUUUCUGUGCAUGCUGCACAUCUCGACUCCGCCGAACCGGUUUGCGCCGAGAAAGACAUUGCGCCGUGGCUAUUUGUCAGCCUUUUUGGUCAGUUGUUGGAAUGCUACAUUGAUGAAGAAUGA